This is a messenger RNA of Dictyostelium discoideum AX4, 189 nucleotides long. RefSeq lists its product as hypothetical. The record is from RefSeq and is a predicted model, not a curated record. Lineage: Eukaryota; Evosea; Eumycetozoa; Dictyosteliales; Dictyosteliaceae. The transcript has a single exon. The coding region runs from base 1 to 189 and encodes 62 amino acids.
AUGAUUUCCCAAGUUCUUAAAUUUAAGGGUAUCGUUUAUAAAGUGCAGAUUUCAGAGUUAAGAAUCAAGAUUAGUAGAGAUCUAUUGAUGGAAUUAAUUUUUGAAAAACUAAUGGAAAAUGCAAAAUUAAAUAAAGAAUUAGAACUUUUAAAAAAUGAAAUUCAUGAAAUCAAAAAUUCACUAAAAUAA